AUGUGUGCGGAACUACACCCCGUGCAUGGAGCCCUGAAGGUUUUUCAAUACAAGUCUCAUCAGGAACCUGUCAUUUGGGAGACCAAGGAAUGGCAAAGUAGUGAAUGGCGAUCUGUUAAUAUCACUGUGGAGAGUUCAGUCGAAUUCCAGGUGGGUUUUAAAGCUGUGAAAUCAGACAGCACAGUGCUUGGCUAUAUUGCCAUUGACGACAUUGUGUAUCAUCCUGGAGUGAACUGUCAUGGAGUUAGAACAGAUGAAGCUCUUUUGGGUUCCAAUUAUAUUGCUGGGAUAGUUGCUGGCGUGGUCACUGUUCUAGCUCUGGUGUUGUUUUUACUUUUGGGAAUUAUUUAUUGGGUUAUGAAGAACAGGAUCGGCCUUCCUGGAACUGCAAGUGAAUCCGGUCGGCACCUCGGGUUCGAUAACUUGUCCUACCGCAACCGGAACUAGGACUCAGCGAGGAGGAACCAGUUUGGGCGGUAGCAGAGCCACAGAAGCUGCUGGAGAGCCUGGAUGAACAUCUUCCAGCUCCACAGUUGUGUGCGCAAUACAAAUAAAAAUAUCUCUC
This is a messenger RNA of Carcharodon carcharias (great white shark), 565 nucleotides long. RefSeq names its product apical endosomal glycoprotein-like. Gene Ontology annotation, cellular component: membrane. The coding region runs from base 1 to 447 and encodes 148 amino acids. The transcript is spliced from 5 exons. The record is from RefSeq and is a predicted model, not a curated record. Lineage: Eukaryota; Metazoa; Chordata; Chondrichthyes; Lamniformes; Lamnidae.